Molecule: messenger RNA, 1083 nt
Organism: Aureobasidium pullulans EXF-150
Lineage: Eukaryota; Fungi; Ascomycota; Dothideomycetes; Dothideales; Saccotheciaceae
Exons: 1
Coding region: 1-1083 (360 amino acids)
Source: RefSeq, a predicted model, not a curated record
AUGGUUUCUUCAGUCUUUUUCGGAGCUGCCCUCUCCGCUUCACUGGCAGCAGCGUAUGCACCAGGUCUUGAACUUGUUUACUCCCUCGAUCGAGCUACUCAAGGCAUCGCUAUCUCCGCCGACGGCCGCAAGUUUCUUUCUCAACGUUACUCCCUCACCGCAGCACCUCAAGCUGUUGAGCUCUUGAACGACAACACGACAAGACUGUAUCCUAACGCAGCUUGGAACUCGUAUAACGCGAGCGACAACUCUUCUGACCCGUAUGAGACCUUCGUCAGCAUUGAUGGCGCACGCAUUGGUCCCGAUGGACGCUACUGGCUUGUGGAUGGCGGUUCCUCUGGUCUCAAUGGCUCUACUAAACUGGUCGGCGUCAAUCUGAGCAACGAUACUGUUGACAAAAUCUAUCAUCUCGACAAUAUCAUUGCCUCCGACAGUGGCAUUGAUGACGUUCGCUUCAACGCAGCUGCAGAAGUUGCAUACCUCAGCGAUACCGCUGGUGCACUUGUCGUCCUAAACAUGACUUCUGGUACUGGCGUCCGCGUCCUCGUCGACGAUCCGUCAGCUGUUGCCUGGUUUCCCAUGAUGUACAAUGGUACUCUGGUUCCAGGCUACCAGGGCGCGGAUAGUACUUUGGCUGUUGGACUUGAUCAGAUAGAAGUAUCUCCUGAUGGCACCUGGCUCUACUAUCAACCCUGCAAUGGUGGCCUCUACAAGAUCGAGACUUCUCUCGUCGAUGCCUCCCUCACCAACUCUACUCUUGCAGCGACUCUGGGUGAUUACGCCAUCCCGGUCGCAUUGACCCCUUCCACUGGUGGUACAACUAUUGACGGAGAUGGGAACAUCUAUUUCAGCGAUACCAACCUCCUCGCCAUCUGGAAAGUUACACCCGAAGGCAGAGCGACUAUUCUGGUUCAAGAUGAUGCGCUAAUCUGGACUGAUCUGAUGUGGGUCACUGCGGACAAGAAGCUGUGGCUACCUGCUAGUCAAAUGAGACCCGGAGCUGAUGGAUUGAUGGCCCAAGGUCCCAACAACAUCUUCACUUUCCCUAUUGAUGCUGGUCCGAGUCCGAUUGAUCAUGCUUGA